Molecule: messenger RNA, 4111 nt
Organism: Oryzias melastigma (Indian medaka)
Lineage: Eukaryota; Metazoa; Chordata; Actinopteri; Beloniformes; Adrianichthyidae
Product: N-acetyllactosaminide alpha-1,3-galactosyltransferase
Exons: 6
Coding region: 2537-3541 (334 amino acids)
Biological process (GO): carbohydrate metabolic process
Cellular component (GO): Golgi apparatus; vesicle; membrane
Molecular function (GO): hexosyltransferase activity
Source: RefSeq, a predicted model, not a curated record
AUGGUAUUUUAGAUGUGUAUUUCUCAAAAACUAUACAGUAAAAAUCCUUCAUAUUUUUAGGGGUUGUACUCCUUAAAGUACAAAGUAGGUCUGUGAAGGAAUGCUGUUGUACGAAAUUGAGAAUCUCAGCUAAAGUCAGUUAACUGGUGUCCUUUGUUGCACCUUUUAUGAUAAUUUAUAAGUGGAUUUCUUAAAACUAUACAGUAAAAAUGCUCCAUAUUUCCAUUAAAAAAAUGUGUUUAAAGAAUCAAGUAGGCCUAUGAAGGAUUUAUAAUGUAAUAAAUUGAUCAUUGGGAUUAAUUCACAGCCAAAACUAACCAAUUUUACAUCAGAGCUACAAAAUAUUUUGUGAUUGGAUUUCUAAAAAACAGAAAUGCACAGUAAAUUUCACAUAAUUAUCAUAUACUUUAAUAGAAUAUGCAUUCAUGAUGAGCAAUAAUAUCACAUUUCAAAAAGGUCUGCUGAGUCUUAAGGAUUUUCCAGGACAAGUUUUGUAUGAAACUCGCAGAAAAAAAAUCCAGUGACGGCUGAUUUGACCACGGAAAUGCGAACGGCGGCUCAUUUAACUGCAGAAAAGGUUUGCACGUUUUUAUUUUCAAAAGGCAUUUGCGAAGCUGUCGAAUGAAUGAAAUCUCUUCCCGACAGAAAUGUCUGGCGCUCCUUCAUCCAUCAUGGUCUUUAUACAGUCCUGCUCCUCUUAGAACAAACUUACAAAAUUAGAAAGUCCUGCGGUCUCCUAGAAUGAACUUAAAAAAGGUUCAUAUUUUCUUGCAAAACUGGCGAAUGAUUGAAACCUUUUACCAACCAAAAUGUCCGUCGGGCUCUUCAGCAAAAGAAUGCUUACAGCUUCCUGGUGGGCUCUUAAAACAUGCGACCAAGAAAAUAGUUUUUGACUAGCCACACGUGAUUCGAUUUUUUUUUUUAUUAAAUGGUUUGUAUAUGCACUUUUUUUUUUAACUCUUACUUUAUAUUUGUUAUAGAGCGUAAUUUUAAAUUAGUCUAAGCAUUUUGUUGGGAUUUCUUGAAGAGAGCACCACUUUUGCUAUCAUAAUAAUCUCUAAAUCCACAUAGUCAGCUACCCAUGCAUGUGAAGCGCAACAUCCACACCUUUCGGUAUCACAAACAUAACCUGCUGUUCAAGUAUCAAACAAAAGAUAGAAUCGCCUACCUGCAUGCAUUUCACAGGUGCAGGCAAACAUCUUCUGAUAAGCAACAAUGAAAGAAAAAUGUGCACUAACAAUGUAGAAGUCAUCAUGAGGUGGUUUGCUUAUGGAAUAAAAAGCCGAGGCAACCAAUUCUGGAGUUAUUGAUGUUUAAACUAAUUCAAGGUCUAAAUGAAUGCAGAUUUAUUUUUUUAAUUUACAUUACUGAUAUAUUACUGAUAUUUUGUUGUUUUUGUGUUAACAGUGACUGCUGUUUGUGAACCUUGAGUAAAUACUGAAUUCACGCUGAUUUUCAGCAGGAGUAAGUGUUUUUUGGGUUCCUCAGCCGCUUAAGCCAAAACAAAUUUUCUACAUGUGUGAAUACUAACUGUCCCAACUCUUUCAGAAACAAAAAUUGUACUUUGUCAUGUACCCGUAUUACAUAUCAUGUUUCUAUUAAUGCUUGCCCCCAGGUAGGUUGUGCUAUUUUACCCUGUUGGUGCAUACACUUAACACUACAGACAAAAAAAAAAGAAAGAAAUUGGAAACCUUGGGAUGCUUGAAUCCCAAGGUUUCCCAUGCUUGUAAUGUGACUGUGGUAAAAAUAAAAGAAGAAGGACAAACACAACUGACAGGUCUCAAAUUGACAGAAAAGCUUUGGUUGGUUAGGGUCACAUGUCCAAAAAAGUCGUGCGGUGGCAGUCCAGUGACAGGAUGUGCCUGUGUGUCCAAAAUGUACAGUAUUUUCCCUUUUUAAGCCAUUCCUUAAGGAAUUUGUUACAACUAAGCCUUUGUGGUUAAACAUAACAUUACAUGAUUUUUUAUGUCAGCAGUGUUCUGUUUUUUACCUGCAAUAAAAAUAUAAAAUAAUAAAUAAAAACCUAAAAUAAGAAAAAAAAAGUAUAAAGUAAGAAACUAAAACAUGAUGACUUUUGAUUUAAACAAUGCGGGCCAACAAGGAAGUCACUUCUUUGCCACUCCUAGACUUGAAUAAAAAUAGGGGACUAUUUCCAAGUUCGUGACAUCUGUGAAUGUUCUUUUUUUCACAUUUGAAAAGCGGGAAAAAAAAUAGAUAAAAACUUUUUAUUCAAAAAAAAUUCUAAGCCUUGUACUGCUGAUUUCAUGUUGCAUUCACUUGACUGUACUUGUUUUUUGCCUGACUGCUGAGGUAACAACAAAAAAUGUUUAGAACAAUAAAACCACACCCACGACAACAGGGAAACUCACUUGGUCAAUUACUGUCGACAUAAAUGAAGUUUUAUUUGACUUUGGCAUUAGUGAAAUACUAAGGUAUCUGUGCAGUCCGUGCAGUUUUUUUUCCCCUUUUUUCUUCUCAACAGACUUUUACUGGGUUUGUUUUCUCCUAAGACACUGUCAGGCUUGUUGUCGCCAUCAUGAGAGGGCGAAUUACCAUGGAGAAGAUUGGAGGGAUGUUUAGUGGUGCCAUGUUCCUCAUUCUUGGUUUUUUUUCAAUGCAUUCACGAUAUUUAUCAAAUAUGUCCUUUCUGGAGAGCCUACCAUCUUACAAUGAAGCAAUACUGGGGGUCACGGUCAAUUUAGAUGACACACUUAAUUUUGGGGCCAGACCUGAGGUUCAGACACGCACAUCAUGGAAUGCUCCAAUCAUCUGGGAAUUAAUGUUUGACCCCGAUCUCCAUGACAGACAUCAUCGAGAAGCCAAAACAACUGUGGCUCUAACUGUGUUUGCAGUGGGAAGGUACCUGGACGCCUACUUAGACACCUUUUUGACUUCAGCAGAAAAACACUUCAUGGUUGGAUUACCUGUAACCUUCUAUGUGUUUACUGAUCAACCAGAAAAAGUCCCAAACAUAACUUUAGCUCCCCAGCGACAUGUGAAAGUGAUCAAGGUGGAGAGGUACAGCAGAUGGCAGGACAUCUCAAUGAUGAGGAUGAAGAUAAUAUCAGAACUGAUUGAAAAAGAGCUCCGUCACAACUUUAACUACGUCUUCUGCCUCGAUGUGGAUCAGGAAUUUAAAGAGCGCUUCGGCUCUGAAGCUCUUGGGGAGUCUGUGGCUGUGCUGCACAUCUACUACUACAAACUUCCAAAGAAGUAUUACACCUAUGAUCGAAAUCCCAAAUCCAAAGCCUACAUGGAAAAAGGAGAUUACUAUUACCAUGCGGCCGUCUUUGGAGGUUCGUGUGAUAAGGUUAAAGCUUUGGCAGAUUAUUGCUAUCUGAACACAAUGGAAGAUAAAUUGAACAAUGUUGAAGCUUUGUGGCACGAUGAAAGUCAUCUGAACAAGUAUUUCUGGCUCAACAAACCCAGCAAAAUACUUUCUUCUGAGUAUUGCUUCGACCCACUGAUUCAUUACAAGACAGAAGUCAUCGUCCCUCGUUUGGUAUGGGCACCUAAACAGUAUUCAAAACUUCGCACUUAAAGCGUGUAUUUAAGGAAGUUCUAAGACAAAACACAUCUCAGACUGUGGGAGGACCUGGUGUGUAUUAAAUCUCAGGGCAGGAUAAGGAGGCAUGACUACCAUAUUUGCUGCACUAUAGGACGCAUUGCAAUGAUAUAUCGUAUGUAAGGCGCAUUGAACUAUCAGGUACAUUACGCAUAACCAAAAAGUCAGGUAUAAGUUUGUCAGUCAGACUUUACUAACUGCAUUCACAGUAAAUCUAGAACUUGCUUGCAAAACGCUACACAUUAGCCGCAUUAGCAUAUUCACAAUACUUUAAACUUCCAACCUUUUUUCCAAGACAUAAGAAAACGGACUGACACCGCUAAAACAAACAGGUUAUCUACCAACUUUGUUGCAUUUUUUUUAAAUAGACCAACACCACUACAUGUUAGCCAUGCUAACGUCUUUAUGAUAACACCCAAUCUUGGUUGCAACAUGUAAAGGAAGUGAUAUUUUGACAGAGUGCCGUGCACCUUUCAAAAUCGCUUCGACAACACAUUAAUCCAUAUAUAUAUGGCGCUCUGAUUUAUAAGGUCCACUUUAGUUUUU